AAAAGGGCGGCUCGGAAAACCUUCCUUCCCCAGAUUUUCGGCUCGCCCCGUUUUAAUUUUCACGACCGUACUUCUUCAAAAGCUCCAACUUCUAUUGUACCACCCCAAUUCUACCAGUAGUCGUCAAGUCACUGAAUAACCUGGAGAAUCUGCAAUCAUGGUAAUUUUCAUACCUGCUCCAGCUCUGGAAAGAUAGAAGCUAACGGAAUCAAAGGCGCCGACAGCAUCAAAAAAGCGCCCCUCAAUCCGCUCCAAAUCCUCAAAAUCAGGAUCAGGAAUGAUCGCACGCCCUUCCACCUCCUCCAACCCCCCUAGUUCCUCCAAUCAAUCUACCUCGCCGAAUCCACCCGCCGAAAUAUCCUUCAUCAACAGCAAGAAAGACCGCCGCACAAUAAAGCACUCUGCCUUCAUUUCGCGAAUCGAGAAAGCCUCCAAAAAACCACUGAAACGCCGACGUCCGAAUAAAAAGCUCGUUACUACGCUUGAAGGACUGGCUGAUGCUUUGCCUUCAGUGGAUGAGUUGGUAAAAGGAGGGAAGGGUGAGUUAGGUGUAGGGAAAAUGGGUGGAAGAAAGGGGAGUCUGAAAUCUAAGCCUGGAGCAAUGAAGAGGAAAGAGAAAUUGGAAAGGGGCGAGAGGGAGAGAUUUGGCAGGAAUCUUGCGGCGAUUAUGGGGAGUAGAGCAGUGGAAGAGGAGAAGGCGAAUGGUGUCAUGGCAAAGAAUGUGGAAGUUGAGAAGGGGACGGACAGAUUGGAAGAGAAGAAAAGCGAGGUUGUGAAAGGACGUUUUGCGGCGUUGAGGGCGUGGGUGGGAACGAAUAUGGAGAAGCAUCCUGCGUUUGAGAAAGGGAGCGAAUGAGCCUGUCAUAUCUGGGUUGUUUGUUGGUAUGUUUGUCUGUUCAUUAUACCCAUU
Messenger RNA from Hyaloscypha bicolor E, 910 nucleotides. RefSeq lists its product as uncharacterized. The record is from RefSeq and is a predicted model, not a curated record. Lineage: Eukaryota; Fungi; Ascomycota; Leotiomycetes; Helotiales; Hyaloscyphaceae. Gene Ontology annotation, biological process: maturation of SSU-rRNA from tricistronic rRNA transcript (SSU-rRNA, 5.8S rRNA, LSU-rRNA). The transcript has a single exon. Bases 278 to 856 code for a protein of 192 amino acids. Gene Ontology annotation, cellular component: 90S preribosome; nucleolus; preribosome, small subunit precursor.